Molecule: messenger RNA, 745 nt
Organism: Galdieria sulphuraria
Lineage: Eukaryota; Rhodophyta; Bangiophyceae; Galdieriales; Galdieriaceae
Exons: 1
Coding region: 37-414 (125 amino acids)
Source: RefSeq, a predicted model, not a curated record
GACUCAACGGGGUUCAUUUAGGGUUGGGAAGUGUUGAUGCAUUCCUCUUCACGUGCUUCGUUUACCACUCGAGGUGAUAUCCGACGACAAGUAGAGGGGUUCUCUGCAAGUGGAGAAAGAAAUAAAGACACUGUAGUUGACUUGUCCACGUUUUUUGCGGAACGUGGAUACUCUAAUAACCAAGCACCAACGAAGUAUUGGGAAGAGAAACUUGUCACUAUUGGCAACGUAGUGGUUCCCAAAUGGGUUCCGGUUAAAGAACGUAACUCCAGUAAUAAACAAAAGGAAGGAGAAGAUGAAGUUUUUAUUGGUUUCGAAGCCAUAUAUUAUCCUGAACAACCACCCGAAAGGCAACCCAUUACGUUGUACCAAGAAGAAAACAAAGUUGAAGAGGAAGAGCAAAGCAGAGAAUGAAGACAAACUGACUUUCCGUUUGAUGAUGUGUUGUUGAAUAUCUUCUACCCUUGUGGGCUUGUAUGGUCGAUGGACUAGUGGAACAAGGAAGAGAAAAGGAGUAAAAUCGCUUUAUUCGAGAGGUUAAUUGACCAGUGGAGAUAGAGUAUGAGAUAUUCUUAUUAUAUGUGUCAAGAAAGCAAGAUCCAUUCCAAGUAACUUGUAGACUUCACAUAAUUGUUUGAUAGUUGCAGUGGAGAAUAAAUUUACUGGAAACUUUUUUCAUCCCUUGUGAGAAAAGUGUCUCAAAAAGUGGUGUGGGUUGGCCAGUGGAGGGCCUUCUUCCUAUUUG